UGGUACUGGUGGUUUAGGGUUGUUGGUGUUGGUUAGUUAUACGGCGGCUGACCUGGCGGUGGCGGUGUAGCGUCGUGUUUCUCCGGCAUUCCCCAGCACACAGGCAGCGAAGAAGAGGAUUCAGCCGAAGAAGAGGAAGAAGAAGAAAAAGGAGCCCGUUGCGUUUGUGCUCGACGCUCCGGAUUCUGUAAUAAAGUCUCAGUUUUAUUAUCCGGGGCUAAAAAAUCAGAGUAAAUUUAUCCAACCCGCCGUUUAAUUCCGGAUUAUUGAUGUGUGGAGGCCGGAGCGGGAGGAGUGACGAUAACGGAGCGCUCAGUAGUUCUGACAUCAUCACACCGGGAUUAAUCUGAUAAAUCAUCCGCUCAUCUCAUCCACUCAUCCCCGGAGUACAGCUGCAUGAUUCUCCUCUGCUUCUACUCCAGCGGGAUUGAUUAAGCCAUGGAUGGAUCGAUUGAAUUAUUGAUUGAUUGAUCGGCGGGACCUGAUGCGGACUCGCUCGCGGUUGACAUGGCAACGGGACCGGAUUAUAUAAAUAAAGUCUAAUCUACAGUGAUCAAUCAAUCCCGAUCAGAUUCAUCACCUCCAUGUGACUGAUCACCACUGAUCCUCCUGUUCCAGCUCAGUCCAGCUGGAUCAAUUCUCCUCCCACACUUCUGCGUUUACUCCCACUCGAGCUCGUAGCAGGAUGGCGGCGCCGGCGGAGGAGCUGCGGCGGGCCGGUUGGAUCCUGCUCAGAGCCCUGCUGCGCUUCGUCUUCAUGUUCAUCAACAACUGCAUGGCCAUCCCGUCCUACUGCCUGUACCUGCUGGCCCUGCAGCCGCUGCGGGCGCUGAACAGCGCCGCCUUCUGGCACCUGGAGGGCGUCAUGUUCCGCUGGCUGCUGGCCAUGGUGGCGUCCUGGGGCUGGUGGGCGGGAUACACAGUGACGGAGUGGGGAGACGACGUGAGGCCGAUCUCUGAAGAUGAAGCCAUGGUCAUCGUCAACCACCAGGCCACCGGGGACGUCUGCACCCUCAUGAUGUGCCUGCAGGACAAAGGAACGGUGGUGACGAAGAUGAUGUGGUUGAUGGACCACGUGUUUAAGUACACAAACUUCGGCCUGGUGUCUCUGAUCCACGGCGACUUCUUCAUCAGACAGGGCAAAGCUCACCGGGACAAACAGCUCAUCUACCUGAAGAGUCACCUGGACAGGUACUACCACAGCCGGGACAGGAAGUGGAUCGUCCUGUUUCCUGAGGGAGGCUUCCUGAGGAAGAGGAGAGAGACCAGCCAGUCGUUCGCCAAGAAGAACGAUUUACCCCACCUGACCCACGUGACCCUGCCCCGCCUCGGGGCCACGCAGGUCAUCCUGAAGGCCCUGGGACCACAGCAGGAGAACGGCAUGCUGGGAAACGACACGGGACCGUCGGCACAAAAAGACGGUAAACCUCGAGGGUUGCAGUGGGUGAUAGACGUGACCGUAGCGUACCCCGAGGCCAGACCCAUGGACAUCCAGACGUGGAUUUUUGGCUACAGAAGUCCCACAGUUACACACGUGCACUACAGGAUGUACCCGGUGAAGGAGGUGCCGGUCGAGACGGAGGCGCUGACCGAUUGGCUCUAUCAGAGGUUUGUGGAGAAGGAGGAACUUCUGGCUCAUUUCUACCAGACAGGAGCUUUUCCUCCAGAGAAGGGUCAGACGGAGGUGGUGUCCAGGCCCAUGACCCUCGACCCGGUGUGGCUGUUGGGCGUCCAGUCGCUGGCCUUCGUCUCGGGCUUCAUGUGGUACAGCGUUCUUCAGCAUGUUUACUGCUGGUGCUGCUCGCUGCUGUGGUGAAUGGAGAGGAGCGGCGGGACGGACGGACGGACGGAGGGAGGGAGGGAGGAGGAAACAGCCGUGACCGCCCAGUUCGGGACUCUUCGCCGCGGGCGCCAGCUCUGAUGGCACGACGGGCACGGAGGAGAAAAUCGUGUUCUAUCCUAAAUCUUGACCCGCCACCCAUACGAACACACACACACACACACACACACACACACACACACACACACACACACGGCUGCAAUAGAGACAUUUACAUUCACCCACAUAGGAGCAACGAUGACAUCAUGUUUACACGUAUACAUCCAUAUAUGAAUCUAUAUAUAGUUCUAUAUACACACACCUCGAUGUUUACUCAUCCCGACACCUUCGCUUCUGAUCUCAAGCGUAAUCCAGGCUCAGGAAUCAGACGGACUCGUUCGUCCGCCACGGUCAGCGCCGCCUCGCUUACGUCUGCGCCGUCAGAAGAGCGUCCAUAGCGUCGGCUCGCGUCCACUUCCUCCGGACCCCGCCGCGCUCCGUCCCGCUGCGUCUAUUUUAUGAUUUUUUCCUCUUUGUGUCGUUUCAUUUCAUUUUAUUAACGUUUUAUUUUGCUCUCGCGCUCUGUAGUCAGUAUUGCAGCACAUUCAGACGAUGAUGAUUUUCCACCCUCGCCUCACGUCCCAUCCCUCCGGACUGCUUCCUGAUAGAGAAACCAUUUCACACGGCCACGCCCCGCCCCCGCCCCGCCCCCGCUUCACUCUAGUUGAAUAAAUGUUGGUGUUUUACAGAUCUAACUAAGCCAUAUGCUUUGUGUGUGAGGACUCACGCCGGAUAAAGACUCAUAAUGACUGAACUAAAAAAAAAAAAACAGCAAAAGAUAAAAAGAAUUAGGCUCCCAAGUGUCGUAGGUGUAAAUUUAGAACAGCGUAACCUGCCCGAGUGCGUGUGCGUGCGUAACGGUCCACCUCGUUAUCGCGAUUCUUAUUUUUUUUAAAAACUUUUUUAGACGAACGUCCGGUCGCUGUACGAGGGUUCGGUCCUGUACAUAAACGCUGAGGUAGAAUCCGUGUCGUGACUGCCACGUCUGAGACGUUUCUAGCUUUCAAACACCGUGAAGAAAAAAAUAUAUCCCAGGAUCCUUCACUGCUGGCGUCUCCACAGCUUUCUGUCUGACUGAUUUCAAAUGAUGAUUCAGCUGCUAGCAUGUACAGCGCCCCUCCGCCCCUCCUUCCUCCUCAGACCAGACGUCUGCACCGGAUAUAAGAGGCUAAUGUAGCUAACAGAAAGAAGAAGCUAUAACAGCCGUCAUGUUUAUAUAUAUAUAUAUAUAUAAAAAGUUUUAUGAAUUUGUGUUUUAUUGAAUUGGCACGCACACGCACGUACUCCUCAACCCUCGGUUCCUGUUAGUAAUCGCCGCAUCGCUUCGUCCCUAAUUUGCAUAAAGUUACACUUUACUCGAGUUGUCGUGUCACGGACUCCGCCCACUUUGCAUUGCCAACGGCCAGAAAUCGCCAGAACCACACUCCCCCUGACCUCAGCCCCGCCCAGCGGCUUUGGAAUGAACUGGAACAUCGACUGGGGCUUUCUUGACCGACAUCAGUGCCCAGCCAUACAACAAUACAGCUCUUUUGUACUACUGAACAGGCACAAAUUCCCACAGACGUACUUCAAAGUCACACACUUCAGAGGUCACUCUAUUUUAAAACCAUUUGACAAGCUCACGGUCCGGUGUCCGAAUACUUUUGGCCAUACGGUGUACGUUAUGUCUCACUGUCUGUUGUUGGCAGAUUAAAGCUUCCUUCCACUUGUUAGCUACAUUAGUCUCGGAGCUCCGGUACAAAACCCAGAGACUCCUCCUUCUGACACCUGUGCUCCUGUGAGCUCCUCCUCAGAGGAACCUUCUCCUCAGAGGAACCUUCUCAUUUCAUUAAUAUUGAUGCAGACUCCUCGGACAGAGCUGACCGAAUCUGUUUGAUGUGUAAUGGAUAUGUGAUGCUCGGUUUGUAGGGAAUCACACACUGCCGUACGGUCAGUACUGUUUUUAAUGCACCGCUGUCAACCCCAGCUGUCCAGCACCCAAAUAAGGAACACAUGUGUCCACCAGGAGUGUGAUGUCCACCAGGAGUCUAGUGUCCACUAGAAGUAAAGUGUCCACUAGAAGUAAAGUGUCCACCAGGAAUCUAGUGUCAAUCAGGAGUCUAGUGUCCACCAGGAGUGUAGUGUAAUGUUCACCUGGAGUGUAGUGUCCACCAGAGGUGUAGUAUCCACCUAGCGUCCGUCAGGAGUCUAGUGUCCACCAGGAUUGUAGUCUCCACCAGGAGUGUAGUGUCCACUAAGAGUCUAGUGUCCACCAGGAGUCUAGUGUCCAGCUAGUGCCACCUGGAGUGUAGUAUUUUCUGAAGGAUUGUAAUGUCCAUCAAGAGUAGUGUCCACAAGGAGUGUAGAGUCCAUUUGAAGUACAGUGUCCACCUAGUGUCCACCAGGAUCACAUCUCUGUUUAGUAGUAAGAGCACUGUACUGUUUAAACUGUAGGACAGGCCUAUGUCAGGGGUAUUGAGGACCGCAAUGCAUUCUGGUCUGUUAAAGCAAUAAUGCCUCAUCUGAUAACUAAUAAUAAUAACAACAUUAAGUAUAAUAUUAAUAACAACAAUAAUAAUAUCACUAGAGUCUGCCAUGUUUUCAUGGCUCCUGGAGGCCGGCAGCAGAAACGUAAAGAAUUGCUGGUUUUGACACACUGUGGGCUGACGGGUGCAUUAAAAACAGCACUGGAAAGGGUUUGUGAGCAGACAGGAAGUAUCUGGAUCAGCUGAGAGGAAACCGUAAAAUAGGAAACCUAAACAUUUUGUAAUGCUGAGAGGAAUCGAGCUGAGCAGCUUCUAAAGGAACCUCCACACAUCACCCAGCGAGAAGCACCUCGGCAGAACCCAACACGGACCUGAGUUCGUACCGGUCGUCUGGGAUUUGUGUGUUUUUUUUCUCUCUCUGUCGCUCUCUGGAGUCUGAAGUGUGAUGAUGCAGCUUCUCAGAAGAAAGACGCGGAACACGUGGAAGGACCGCUCAGACCGAAGGACGUCCAGCCUAAAGGAAACUUUCGCCCUCGUUACGUUCUCGCCGUCCGUCCUUUCUGGAUCUGUUAGGAUUUUGAAGAAGUGACGCUGUACGUGUCUUUAGUUUUGGUUUCGUCUUCGUGUCGUUCGUCUCCUCUCAGCUUCCCGAGCAUUUUACACCUACGAUUUCAUUGUGCUGGAAUAAAAACCAAAAAAUAAAAUAAAAAUAAAAAACCUGCUGAGUGUGACGCUGUUGUAAUGUUGCCAUGUCCACUUCUUAUUUUGUAUUAAAGGAAAGUUUCAGCAUU
Molecule: messenger RNA, 5135 nt
Organism: Trichomycterus rosablanca
Lineage: Eukaryota; Metazoa; Chordata; Actinopteri; Siluriformes; Trichomycteridae
Gene: lpgat1
Product: lysophosphatidylglycerol acyltransferase 1
Exons: 8
Coding region: 686-1816 (376 amino acids)
Biological process (GO): phosphatidylinositol acyl-chain remodeling
Cellular component (GO): endoplasmic reticulum; endomembrane system
Molecular function (GO): acyltransferase activity
Source: RefSeq, a predicted model, not a curated record